AUGAAUCGUAAUAAAAUUUCCUUUGGGAAAAUCAAUCUUAACCCAAAUAAACCAGCUGUGGUAACGGAGAAGCCGGCAGAAAGCCAACAUGACGCUUCAUCUUCAGUGACCAGUGUCGGUGGUUUCAAGAAAAUGGGCAAGCAACAGCUCAUACGACAAGUAGAAGAGGUGACUGAAGAUAUGGAAAGUCAGCAUCUUAAGGAAAUAAUGGGUAUAAGCGGUUUUGGUCGCAAAACAGCAAAAGUCUUUGAUAUCAAUGAGCAAAUAGCAAAAGCACGUGAAGUUGCACCGCCAAAACCGCGUGCCGAAAGCGAAGAAUCWAAACCAGUUGGCAAUGACGAUUCAGAUGAUGAGCCUGCGUUUGGACCUUUACCACCUGAAGCGCUCAGCACAGAAAAAGACGGUGAUAAACAAACUGUUUUAAAGCCUAAAAGAACAGAUGCUGAUAGUGAUGAUGAUGACGACGAUGAUGAGGAGGAUGAUGACGAUAAUCUUGAACGUAAAAUACCGAAUACUCACGAGGUACAAAUGCAGCAUGGUUCGCGCGCCGUACUAGCCCUUGCAGGCGAUCCUGCAGGUGCACGUCUAGUGUCCGGCUCCAUCGACUACGAUAUGUGUUUUUGGGACUUUGCCGGCAUGGAUGCUGGUAUGCGUAGUUUUCGUACCAUACAACCAUGUGAGAAUUAUCCCAUACGAGCACUACAUUAUUCCGUUACUGGUGAUAUGAUCCUGGUAGUGUCGGGUAACUCACAAGCGAAAAUCCUUGAUCGUGAUGGUUUUGAAAAAAUGGAAUGUGUUAAGGGUGAUCAAUAUAUAAGCGACAUGGCGCGUACAAAGGGGCACACAGCACAACUCACCUCUGGCUGUUGGCAUCCGUAUACACGUGAAGAAUUUCUUACUGCAGCGCUUGAUGGCACUUUACGCAUUUGGCAUGGUUUGAAGUCCAAGGAGCAAAAGACGGUAAUUAAGACACGAGCGCUAGGUGGUUUGCGUACCAAUGCUUCGGCGUGCACUUUCAAUCGUGAUGCCACCCUAAUCGCUGCUGCUUGUGUAGAUGGUUCGGUGCAGAUGUGGGACACACGUAAAAUGUUUGUUAAUACGACGCAUUGUUUGCGUGGCGCACAUCAGAAGGGAUCGGAAAUCACUUCUGUACAAUUUUCGUACUUGGGUACACAACUGGCCACACGUUCCAAUGAUGAAACUAUGAAGUUGUGGGAUUUGCGUAAGUUUAAAGAACCGCUGCAUACAUGGACUAGUCUCUUCUCGCGCUAUGACACCACGGACUGUUGCUUUAGUCCGGAUGAUAAAAUGCUGGUGACGGGUGAAUCGUUACCAAAAGGUUCGAAAGAGGCGCAAUUGCAUUUUUAUAACACUCAGACAUUUGAAGAAGUGAAGCGUAUCGCGGUUACCGAUUCGCACGUCAUUAAGGCAAUGUGGCAUCCAAAGUUGAAUCAGAUUUUUGUCGGUUGUGGCAAUGGKGUCAUCAAAUGCUAUUAUGAUGAACUACUCAGCUCACGUGGUGCCAAAUUGUGCGUUGUCAAGACACAUCGCAAGAAGAAACAUACUGAAAUGAUCGGUGUAUCGCAGAUAAUUACACCACAUGCAUUACCAAUGUUCAGACAAGAAAAAUCCAAGUCAUCACGCAAGAAAAUGGAGAAAGAGCGUUUGGAUCCUGUUAAAUCACAUCGUCCUGACUUACCAAUCACCAGUGGACAAGGUGGUCGUGUGGCAAGUUCAGGUGGCACGCUCUCAUCAUAUGUCAUUAGAAAUUUGGGUCUGAGCAAACGCGUUGACGACGAUCAAGAUCCACGUGAAGCCAUUUUGAAAUAUGCAAAGGAAGCGGAGGAGAAUCCUUACUGGAUAGCGCCGGCGUACAAAAAGACACAGCCGAAGCCGAUAUUCACAGAAUCGUCCGGUGAGCCCGAUGCAAAGAAAGCAAAAGAGGAGUAAUUAAGUUAGAAGAUAACGUGAUAGGGCUUAGAUUUGUGACAUAGUAUGUAAUUGAGAAUUAAUAAACAAGCGUCAGUGACCAACA
Molecule: messenger RNA, 2035 nt
Organism: Bactrocera latifrons
Lineage: Eukaryota; Metazoa; Arthropoda; Insecta; Diptera; Tephritidae
Product: gastrulation defective protein 1 homolog
Exons: 2
Coding region: 1-1950 (649 amino acids)
Biological process (GO): regulation of DNA double-strand break processing
Cellular component (GO): nucleus; site of double-strand break
Molecular function (GO): protein binding
Source: RefSeq, a predicted model, not a curated record